This is a messenger RNA of Trichosporon asahii var. asahii CBS 2479, 2424 nucleotides long. Its product is annotated as phosphoribosylformylglycinamidine cyclo-ligase. The transcript is spliced from 2 exons. Gene Ontology annotation, cellular component: cytosol. Lineage: Eukaryota; Fungi; Basidiomycota; Tremellomycetes; Trichosporonales; Trichosporonaceae. Gene Ontology annotation, molecular function: metal ion binding; phosphoribosylformylglycinamidine cyclo-ligase activity; phosphoribosylamine-glycine ligase activity. Bases 1 to 2424 code for a protein of 807 amino acids. The record is from RefSeq and is a predicted model, not a curated record. Gene Ontology annotation, biological process: adenine biosynthetic process; 'de novo' IMP biosynthetic process.
AUGGCUGAGCCCACCACCUUCCCGGCCCCCAAGUCCGACCUCACCGUCCUCCUUCUUGGUUCUGGCGGCCGUGAGCAUGCUCUCGCUUUCAAGCUUGCUCAGUCCCCCCGUGUGAAGCGGGUUCUCAUUGCUCCGGGCAACGGAGGCACCUCCAAGCUCGGAGGCAAGAUUGAGAACGUCAACGCUCCCUGGGGCGGAAAGGACGGUUACGAGGGUGUCGUCAAGUUUGCUCAGGACAACAAGGUCGACCUCGUUGUCCCCGGUCCCGAGCAGCCGCUCGUCGACGGCGCCGAGCGCGAGUUCCGCAAGGUCGGCAUCCCCGUCUUCGGUCCUUCCCCGGCUGCCGCCAUGCUCGAGGGAUCCAAGGCGCUCUCCAAGGAGUUCAUGCAGCGCCACAACAUCCCCACGGCGCAGUUCCGCAACUUCAACGCCUCGCAGUACGACGACGCCGUUGCGUACAUCAAGUCGAACCCCUUCUCGUCUGGCCGUUGCGUCAUCAAGGCCUCUGGUCUUGCUGCCGGCAAGGGUGUCCUGAUCCCGACCAACAACGAGGAGGCUCUCGCUGCCCUCAAGUCGGUCAUGGUCGACAAGGAGUUCGGCUCGGCCGGUGACGAGGUCGUUAUUGAGGAGUACCUUGAGGGCCCCGAGAUUUCGGUCCUCGCCUUCUCCGACGGAUACACUGUCGUUCCGAUGCCCGCCGCUCAGGACCACAAGCGUAUUGGCGAGGGCGACACUGGCCUCAACACUGGUGGCAUGGGUGCUUACGCCCCUGCCCCCGCCGCCACCGCCGAGGUCAUGGAGCGCGUUCUCAAGGAGUCGCUCGAGCCGACUAUCCGCGGCAUGCGCCAGGACGGCUACCCCUUCGUCGGCAUGCUCUUCACCGGCUUCAUGCUUACUGCCGAUGGUCCCAAGGUCCUCGAGUACAACGUCCGCUUUGGUGACCCUGAGACUCAGGCCCUCAUGCUCCUCCUCGACGACGAGACCGACCUCGCCGAGGUCAUGCUCGCGUGCACCCAGGGCCGCCUCGACUCUGUCAAGCUCGGCUACCGCGACGGCUACGCCGUUUCCGUCGUCUGCGCGUCCAAGGGCUACCCCGGCUCGUACCCCAAGGGUGACGUCAUGACGUUCGGCGAGACGCCCAACGGUGUCGAGGUCUUCCACGCUGGUACCGCUGAGAAGGACGGCCAGAUUGUCACUGCCGGUGGCCGUGUCGUCGCUGUCGCCGCCUUUGCCCCUACUCUCCGUGGCGCCGUCGACCUCGCCUACGCUGGUGUCGAGAAGGUCAACUUCGAGGGCAAGACCAUCCGUCGCGACAUUGCUUACCGCGCCCUCCGUGCCGACGGUGUCCAGUCGUCGGCCAAGCCCGCCGAGGGCCUCACCUACGCCGCGGCCGGUGUCGAUGUUGACGCCGGUAACGCGCUCGUUGACGCCAUCAAGCCUGUCGUCAAGGCCACCCGUCGCCCGGGUGCCAACGGUGAGAUCGGUGGCUUCGGUGGUGCGUUCGACCUCAAGUCGGCUGGCUUCCGCGACCCCGUUCUCGUUUCCGGAACCGACGGUGUCGGAACCAAGCUCCGCGUUGCCCUCAACCACGGCAAGCACAACACUGUCGGCAUCGACCUCGUCGCCAUGAGCGUCAACGACCUGAUCGUCCAAGGUGCCGAGCCGCUGUACUUCCUCGACUACUAUGCGUGCUCUAAGCUCGACGUCCCCGUCGCCGCCGACGUCAUCACCGGUAUUGCGCAGGGCUGUCUCGAGGCCGGCUGUGCCCUCAUCGGUGGCGAGACCGCCGAGAUGCCGGGCAUGUACCACGGCGACGACUACGACCUUGCCGGUUUCGCCGUCGGAGCCGUUGAGCGCGACCAGAUGCUCCCCACGAAGGACAUGGGUGCCGGCGACGUUCUGAUCGGUCUCCCCUCCUCGGGCGCGCACUCGAACGGCUUCUCGCUCAUCCGCAAGAUCUGCUCCCUCUCCGGCCUCGACCUCAAGAGCCCCGCUCCGUGGGACGAGACGCAGUCUGUCGGCGACGCCCUCCUGACCCCGACAAGGCUGUACAUCAAGCAGCUCCUCCCCGGCAUCCGCACCGGCCUCUUCAAGGGCAUGUCGCACAUCACCGGCGGCGGUUUCACGGAGAACAUCCCCCGUGUCUUUGUCGAGCAGCCCGACCUCGGCGUCACCAUCGACCUCAAGACCUGGGAGCUCCCCGCCAUGUGGCGCUGGCUCAUGAAGACGGGCAACGUCGCCCCCGCCGAGAUGGCGCGCACCUUCAACUGCGGUGUGGGCAUGGUCAUCAUCGUCGGUGCCGACAAGGCCGACGCCGCCCUCAAGUCGCUCCACGAGAACGGCGAGCCCAAGGCCUUCGUCAUGGGCAAGGUCGUCAGCAAGCCCGGCGUCCAGUACGAGGGCAUGGAGACUUGGUCCCAGUAA